Messenger RNA from Oikopleura dioica, 705 nucleotides. The record is from the annotation of a GenBank genome assembly. Lineage: Eukaryota; Metazoa; Chordata; Appendicularia; Copelata; Oikopleuridae.
AUGGGCGCUGGAUUUUCCCUCCCGCGUUUGCAGGAGAUUGGACCUCAGUUGGCUGCUGGAGCUGGGAUCGCAAUCAGCAGAAAUCGACCAGAAUCCUUGAAAAAGGGGAAGGAGGACCAGUUUGAUAACAUUAUGGUGUCGUUUAUUCACUCUUCAAUUUCGUCACUUCUAUCGCUUUACUUUUUCUGGAAAACUCCAGAGGCCCUGAAUAACCUCGGAGAGUCCGGCCGAUAUCAAGAAUUCGCUACGCUCUUUACUUGGUCAUAUGUCUGGUACGACCUUUUCGACAUGCUCAGAUCAAAUGGCUUCAACCCCUUCAACAUGAAAGAAAUGAUGGUCCACCAUUCCAUAAUGAUUGGUGGCGGGCUCAUCGUGAUGCUCGACAAGAUCUACGGCAACUUCACCAUCUACGCGCUCAACAUGGAAAUCAACUCCAUUUUCCUACAUGGGCGAGCUCUGCUUCAAAUGUGUAACCAACGUGAUACAGCGGCCUUCAGAAUUGCUUCAGGAUUAAACAUUCUGACCAAUGUAACUCACAGAUUAGCCGUCAACUACCAUAUCGAUCGCUGGGGUCGGGCAAAUGGUUUUGUUUACGGCUACAUGAUGAACUCAAUUAUCGCCUUUCUGAACCUGAAACUACUGUACACUUGCGUCCGACGAGACUGGAUUGACUCACCAAAAGCGAUUGAGAAGAAGUCGGAAUGA